Molecule: messenger RNA, 4203 nt
Organism: Podarcis muralis (Common wall lizard)
Lineage: Eukaryota; Metazoa; Chordata; Lepidosauria; Squamata; Lacertidae
Source: RefSeq, a predicted model, not a curated record
CCCCCAGGAUCCAUCCAAAAUUACGGCGCAUUUGAUUCUUACCUGUUCAACAGUUCUAUUUACCCUGGGAUUAUUUCAUUGUCUACUCUGUCUUACUUCUCACUGCACUCUUCUCAUAUCUGUAUCUUCAUGUAACCAUGCCUACUGCUAUCUUCUCCCAUCUCUGUUUCUCUCUCCUCCCUCCUUCAAAUUCCCCAUCAGCCGGAAAAGACUCCAUCUAGCAGCGUUCAAUCUAUGGAUCAGUUUCCGGCCGAUAAUCCUAGCAAUAGUGCGUUCGAGGUGGACUGGCCUGACCAGCCCACUGAGACUAAGAUCAGCCAACCCACAGAAGCCGCUCCUGCUGGUGCUGAGGCAGCUGGCAAAGAAGCAGCAGCAGCUGGAGCUGAAGCAGCUAAAACCGAAACUGACUCAGGAUCUGCCUCAAGCUCUCUGCCUGCUGUAGUUGUGGAGACCUUCCCAGCCACAGUCAAUGGAACAGUUGAAAGUGGAGCCGCUUCCGAAAGGGCUGACAUGCCACCAGGUUUCCUGUUUAAGGCACAAGCCAUGCAUGACUAUGCAGCCACUGACAGUGAUGAGUUACAACUGAAGGCUGGAGAUGUUGUCCUGGUGAUUCCAUUUGACAACCCGGAGGAGCAGGAUGAAGGAUGGCUGAUGGGUGUGAAAGAAUCCGAUUGGCUUCAGCACAAAGAACUUGACCAAUGCCGAGGAGUUUUCCCAGAGAAUUUCACUGAGCGGGUGCAGUGAGGUCCUGAGGCUUCUAGGUGGCUUCUCUGCAUUGAGAAAGCAGAGGUGUUUCCUCUCUCCCUCUUGCCCUGGGGAAAGUCUAAAAGUAAUAGAGAGAAUUUUAAAGGGAAGAGAAGCCUAAAGGUUGGAUUCUUCACAGAAAACAAGCUUUUAGAAGUACAUUGAAUUCAAAGUGUUGUUAUCAAAUAUAUAGGUAAUAAAGAAAGACAGGUUGAAAAACAACAACAACUUUUCCCCCCUUUUAAUUUGAACAGUGUUGGUGUUCAGGAGGUUUGCCACCAAAGUGGCUGCGUCGUUUUGUGUGAGUUGGACUUAGGGUAACUCCAGCAUCAUAAGCCUCAAAAUACUAACUGCCCCAUUACUCUGAAAUGACAUACUCUUAAGUUUACCCUGUGGGAAGGUGCAGUCAACCUGUCUUGUGUCUGAGGCUGCUUAUAUGACACCCCUAGAUUUCAGACCCUGCACAUUAUUCACACCUGCUGCCAUAAGCCCAAUGCCUGUCAUGCUGUUGAAAAGAAAUAUUUAGUGUACAGUGUUCACAAAUUAUGGUUAUAUAUGUGUGUGUGUGUGUGUGUGUGUGUGUGUGCGUGUUUGUUCAUCCUUGGGGGGGGAUGCAACAAGAACUGUGAUUUUCUACAUAAAAUGCAAACAAAAUUACCUGCAGAUGCACAUCAGAAAGAAAAAGGAGGAAGUGACGCCUGAUCCAAAGCUCCUUCAAAUAUGUGUUUUGAUAUAGUGUAUUGGCACUUUCUUUGAAAAAAGAUACUGUAAAAGUAUAAACAUGACUUCAUUUGAUUUUUUUAAUUAUUAUUAAAAACCCCACUCUGUUACUGUUUUGUUAAACUGAGUUUGGAAUGGGCAUCUAAAAUCAUUUUACUGCAUUUGAAAGGCUAGGGUGGAGAGAGAGGGCGCUGUAAAAUACUAACACGGGGAAAGACAUUUACAGUUUUUGUUUCUUCCAUAUUUUGGAGAACUCUGCAGGCAACUGCAAGUCCCUCUCCCCCCAUUCAUUUGUUUUAUCUCACCUGUAGUUUGUGAACAGCCUGAACAGCUUGAACUUAGAAGUUUUGAGCGGCUGCAGCUGUGUGUAGUAACUUGCACUGUGAUGUCUACCCUAUGCUUGGCAAAUCCAAGCAGCUGUGUCACCUACCAGUUGCUGCUCCAUGAUAAGAAGUUAAUACCAGCCCAUUCAGUUGUACCUGUGUGGCUGGCUCUGGAGAAGGGAGCCUUUCUGGGCAGCCACAAAGAUAAAGAAGAUCCAGUGCUACACCUGCCAUGUCUCUGAUACCUGUGUUGUGCACUAGCAAUCUUGACACUAGAGGCAAAUAACAUGCCCUUGUGCUGUUACAGCCUCCUAGCACUUCUUGCAGGAUCAUUGUUUGUGGAAAGCAAAUUGCUGGCACAGCAGUUAUUGCACUCCACCCAUCCUAAACAUUUAUUUCCCUGUGCAAUGGCUCAUGGGAUUAAGGUGGGAAAAGAAAAUAUAUUAAUGCAUGAUUUUUUAAAACAAACAAACAAACAAACAAACAAACAAACAAACAAACAAACACAGUGGAUUGAACUUUCUUAUUUUUAAACCUUUGCAACAUAACCUGCCAGCAUGGUACUUUUUCAACUUUUAUUUUAGGAAACCCUGUUCCUCAGAAGGCUGCCAUGAGCUUUUCAGGGGGAAGGCCUAUAACAAGAGGGCCAACGUCAGCUUGCCCACAAUUACAGUGCAGAGCUGGGUGUUGUCGAGGGUGCACUCUCAGUUCAUGCCAGGCCAAGUGCACUGUUGAAUUGGAUGUGCACCCUAGAAUGUGCCCUGGACCCCCCCUUUUUUGCAAGGCCACGGGCUUACAGAGUAUAUAUGCAGGGGUAGCUGAAUAAAAGGUAGAAAAAGUUUCUGCAUGGUAGACAGUUGGAAAACCACUCCUGCCAUUUAUACAGUUGACCUCAUAUCGCCUCCAUUGCUCCUGUUUUGUUUUGUUAUGUGUAUUGCUAAGUUGCUAGGCAGUUUUUAUUGUUAACAGUGCUCUACAUAUUAGUGGCAACAAGUUGGUUUUCUCCCAACACAACUGAAUCCUGCAGUGUUACUUGAAUAGCUGACACAGCUACUGAGCUCUUCACAUCCUUUUAUGGCUGGAUUCAUUUACUUCCAAGUUCCACUUUGGAUUUUUUUCUAUUUUAUUUCUUAUUUGCCUUGAAGGGAUUGCUUUAGAACAGGCUACCUCCUCCUGCACUGGAAUACAUUGGAAUCUGUUGUAUUGACUAAUCUUAUAAAAGAUAAACUGCUUUUAGCAAAGCAUGGUAUGCUAAGUUACACCACUUUAUAUAUAUAUAAAAACAAAAGUAAAAAAAUCAGACCAGCUUAGCUUAUAUAAUCAGAGGGUGUGUGAGAGAAUUCAGGUGCAAAGCUUUCUUUCACCCAGUAAAAAGUGAAUGGCCCAAUUUUGCAUUAUGGAUAUAAAUCAUUAUCCAGAAUUGCUGCACAGCCAAGAGUGCACACAAAAAAACCCAAGGAUAUGGGGAAGAAUGUGUGUGUGUGUGUGUGUGUGUGUGUGUGUGUGCUGUAGAUUAGUCACAACUGCAUAUGCAGUUACAACCACUUUAUCUGUGUCUCAUGGAAUUAUUCUUCAUAACAGUGUUUUGAAUCUUUUUUUUUAAUGGCUCAGUGGGUCUUAACCCUCCACCCCAACACAUUCUAGAUUUUGUGAUGCUCCCUUCCUUCAGCCAAAGUUGCAUUGUUUAAAUUCCUCUGUAUUCCAGAGCUGCUGUCUGUUAAAACUAGCCCACCACAAGGUUGUACGUUGCUGUGUUGUUGAUGGUUGCAGUAGCAUAUUCCCAAUUCUUGCAUCAUUUACAGCCUCUCCUAAAAAACUCUCUAUAUUUUUAUGCAUUUGUAAAACAAGUUGUCCUCCUUUGAAGGGCAAUAUUGGAAGGCAUAUCUAAAGGAAUAUCAAUUUUAAAAAUACGUUUAUCCUGUAAGGAAGGUCUCAUUGUAAAAUCUAUUUUUAUGAAGAAAGAAGGGGGGGAAACCCCAACCCUGUGGAUUUUAUUUUAAAAAGAUAAUUGCCAGAUUCAUGGUGUAACAUUUAGGCUGUGAUCCUGUACUCACUUACCUGGAAGUACGCCUCAUUGAAUUCAAUGGAACCUACUUUUAAGUAAACGUGUAGGAUUAUACUGCUAAACUGCUUCUGUAGCUGCUAGUGCAUAGGUAUUUGUGUAGACUUCUAAUCAUUGUCUCUUUUUGUUUGGUCUUUGUGUUUUGAUUUUUCAGGCAAGUGUUGCAAAAACGUUUCUGAUCAGCUUUUCAUUUUGUUGUGGAAAAACAGCCAUCAAGUACUGUAUUAUGUCUUUAAUGAUGCUUUAUUCUGAAGCUGUACAAAAUGGUAUAGCUCUUAGCCUUUAAAAGAACGGUUGAUAAGCUUGUAGUUUUCAGGUCUUAUUAAAUUUUCUUCAGUUGCUGCAACAGGGAAA